Messenger RNA from Suillus plorans, 2991 nucleotides. RefSeq names its product glycosyl transferase family group 2-domain-containing protein. Lineage: Eukaryota; Fungi; Basidiomycota; Agaricomycetes; Boletales; Suillaceae. The record is from RefSeq and is a predicted model, not a curated record. The transcript has 13 exons. The coding region runs from base 1 to 2991 and encodes 996 amino acids.
AUGGACUACGACAGAUACGACGCUACUCUCCAUUACAUCUUCAAACAAACUCAAGGUGACGCUUGGUUUAGACCACAUGAAGAUUCAGUCCCUCCAGGCGUUUGUCUUCGUACCCAUGACGGUCAAUUCAGAGUAUUCCCAUACGAAACUGCCGCACUCGCUCCAUUCGAGGCUGCUGUAGCUGCUCUCAAUCCUCUCGUUGCAGUAAAAGUCAGAAGUGCUGCAGUACACGCUGCUUUAGCAGAACAAGCUAUCGACGAUUGCAUCUAUGUCGACUCAAAUACUCGCAUUCAAGUACUCGAGUCAAUGUACCUCCUUCCACAAGCAGAAAAGGAUCAAAACGCUGCUUUCAUUCGCGAUGAACGCGUGCUCGUCGUUUGGAGCGACUCUCUCGAUACAAUCAUCCCAAUCGCACGUGACUUUGAAGAUCGUCUCAUUCGUCUACUCUGGCGCACGAGACCACCUCUACCUUCAACACACGAACCCUCCAUAUACUCUGAAAAACCAGCAGAUCCCCGUCUAACCCCUUCCUCCACCGUAAACUCAGAUUCACAAAGACGAACAUGGUUCGGUCGUGUCCUUCCUUCACAACAAGACCCAGAAAAGAUCGAACAAAAACAACCAACCCGUCCAAUCAUGCUAUAUGCUCCGCUAUACAAUGGUCUAUGCGCUGCACUCGCUUUCAUUUUCAUCGGCAACGGCGUUCGCACUCUCCUUACAGAAUUUCGCCUAGACGGCAACUACACUCAUUUUGCUCUUGGCGCCCUAGUGCCACUCCUCUUUUGUGUAUCCUUGUUCUUCACUCUUCAAAUAUUCCAAACACUCACAUUUGCAGUCGGUCCCAUCGCUCAUUACCACCAAAACAGUCGUUACUACUCGGCAGUCCCUCCACUGCCAAAUCCUGCCAUAGACAAUGCACUCCCUCACAUCACAAUACAGAUGCCCGUCUACAAAGAAAGCCUCGCUACAGUCCUCACACCCUCCCUCACAUCCAUCAAAACAGCAAUGCAGACAUACGCACGUCAAGGCGGCACAUCCAGCCUCUUCAUCAACGACGAUGGCCUUCGUCUCCUCCCCCCUGAUCAGGCAAAGGAACGUAUCGAGUACUACGCAAACCACGGGAUCGGCUGGAUCGCAAGACCACGACACGGACACGAAGGCUUUACGCGCGCAGGCCGCUUCAAAAAAGCCUCCAACAUGAACUACGCACUCGACGUCUCCCUCCGCCUUGAACGCAUCCUCGAGGAACUUCAAUCAUCUCACAACUCCCUUGAACAAUACCCUUACAAUCGCCAAAACCAAAUCCCCAGCUCAAGCAGAGAUAGCAACAUAUUCACGCCUCCCAACCCACCCUUUCACCGUGCCAGCGUUAGCACCACAUACAGUGCUCAAACUGUCCAAACAGAGGGCGGGAGCAUCGUUAGCGUGCCUGGACAGUCUCCUGGGACGUACGGGGUCCAGUAUAUCGGCAAGGACGGGGACGAUCAGGCGUUCAUCACUCCUUUUCUCAGUAGCAACAGCAAUGGCAGCAUGCCUGGGACGCCUAGACCCGGUAUGACGGGGAGUCCGCGGACUAUCAGUCCUGAACCACCCACACUCGCAGGAACGCAUAUCGAAGACAUCGAAGAGCGGGCUCUUCAACUAGCCAUGGAAGAAGUAUUCCAAAUCACAGGACACAGACCAUGGGCAGCAAACUCCCGUGCCUGUCGAAUUGGAAGCAUCAUCUUAUUAGUAGACGCAGAUACGAUCGUCCCGGUGGAUUGUUUUAGGGAUGCAGCGAGAGAGUUUGCGGAGGACGAAGGCGCUGAGGUUGGGGUUCUCCAGCAUGAGAGCGACGUCCUUCAAGUAGCCCACCACUACUUUGAAAACGCCAUCGCCUUUUUCACCCGCCGAAUCAACAAAUGCAUAAGUAUGAUGUGCGCAAACGGGGAAGUGGCGCCUUUUGUAGGGCAUAAUGCGUUUUUGAGGUGGACGGCGUUGCAGGAUGCGGCAUUAAGUGGGGGGGAUGCGUCUUCUACUCAUGAUUCUGGUGCGGACAAAAACAGAGCCCAAGUCAAGAUCUGGAGCGAGGAUAACGUCAGUGAAGAUUUCGAUAUGGCGUUGAGGCUUAUAAGACAGGGGUAUAUCGUUAGAUGGGCGACCUACUCCCAAGGCGGUUUCAAAGAAGGUGUAUCGCUCACUGUCGAUGAUGAGUUGAAUAGGUGGCAGAAGUAUGCGUAUGGGUGUAAUGAGCUCCUCUUCAACCCCUUCGUCAAAUGGUUCUACAAGGGCCCCAUCAACCACCAGAUCCACAAAUUCAUGUGGAGUCCUGCACCGCUCCAUUACAAGAUCUCGAUGAUGGCUUACAUGUUCUCAUACUACGGAAUAGCGGCCUCAGCGACCAUCUCCGUAAUCAACUACGUUAUGCUUGGUUUCCAAUUCCCCACAGACGAUUUCUACAUGCACAGUUUCGAAAUAUGGCUCGCCACUUUUGUUGUAUUUUUCGGAGCUGGUAAUGUAGGGUAUGUGCUUUUGCGGUACAGACUCGGAGAGAGUGGUAUCGUAGGCGGCGCGAUCGAGUGUUUUGGGUGGAUUCCGUUCUUCUUUUUCUUCUUCGGUGGACUAAGCAUCCCGGUCUCACAAGCCAUUCUCGCUCAUUUGUUCUCGUACAAUAUCACGUGGAGCGCAACAAAGAAGGAGGUCGAGAGGUCGAAUUUCUUCAAGGAGGUUCCAAAGAUUUUCAGGAGAUUUUGGUUCCCCCUCCUUGUAUGUAUCCUGCUGAUUGCGGGUGUCGUCAUCGUCAGUACGCCGUUGGUGCCAUAUCAGUGGCAACUGACCGCAAAUGCGUGGGCCGUUAUCUUCCCGUUGACGGUUGUAUGCGCUUGUCAUAUCUUAUUCCCGGUACGUCUCGUUAACCUUGUCUUCCAUUCUGCGAUUGGAAUGAGCGAUCGUCCAUUUCUGGAUUGGAUUAUGCUUCUUCCAACGUUCUUCCCCUCGCCAUCCUUGUCCUAG